Messenger RNA from Plasmodium malariae, 1305 nucleotides. RefSeq names its product thioredoxin, putative. Bases 1 to 1305 code for a protein of 434 amino acids. The transcript has 8 exons. The record is from RefSeq and is a predicted model, not a curated record. NCBI's taxonomy places the organism in Eukaryota, Apicomplexa, Aconoidasida, Haemosporida, Plasmodiidae.
AUGAAUAAUAUACUAAGGCUCAACAGACAAAAGCGAAUAUUUGCAAACAGUAAGAGAAACUUUCUCCAUUUUAAUUGUAUUUAUAAUAAAACAGAAAAUUGUGUUACCAGAAAUAAAAAUGAAAAAAUAAAUUUCGAUAAAAAUAUACAUAAACUUAUAGCAAGAAGUUAUGUUAACUUCGACAAUAAAAGUAUAUCAAGUAGUAAAAGGAGAAAAAUAUACUUACUUACUUUACUUCUUACUGGUGUGUUUGGAUAUGGCAGUUUAAUAUGGAAAGAAAAAAGAAAUGUAACCAAUUUCCUAAAUGAAAUGAAAGAAAUAACGGAUGAUAUUUUUGAUAACAUGGACAACAUCGUAUUGUUUGUGUUAGAUAAGAAUAAAUUAAAUGAAGAAAAAAAAAAUAUUCAAGAAAUAAAAAAUGAAAUUGAAAAACUCAAUAUAAAAAAUAUCAAUUUCCUUUACACAUAUAAUGAAGAAAGCAAGGAGUACGCUUGUUAUCUUUAUAAAGGAAGGAGAAGAAGAAACAUAACAAAACAAGAGCUAGCAAGUAAUUUUAUCGAAGAUAUAUUUGAACCUUUUUUUACACCUGUUAGUGAAGAUUAUGAAAAAAUUAAUGAAGGAAAUAAUGGAAAUUUCCCAAUUUGUGUAACGCAUGACACGUUUGAGAAGGAGAUCAUUGAGGACUCAAAGAAAAACGAAAUAAUCUUGGUUUUAUUUGAAAAUACGUGCUUCUUAUGCUUUUUGUACAAGCCUUUUAUAAACACUUUACAUAAAUUAUUCAAGGAGAACAACAUUCAACUAAAGCUGAAGAAAUAUAAUAUAGAGAAAAAUGAUUAUGCUCCAAAUAUGAUUGUUUGUAGGGGAACCCCAACAUUUUUAUUUUAUCACAAUGGAAAGGGAAAUAAGCUGGAUGAAUAUAAGCCUAAUGACAUCAUCAACAAAAUCGAUCAAAUUAUUAAAUCGCCUAAAAAUAUUAAAGAACAAAUGCUAGCUAAGGCAGAUUUAAUCCAUGAAAGAAUGCAUCAAUUUGGAUAUUUGACCAUGUGGAUGACAGAGUCCAAAAUUAUAGAAAAUAUGCUCAUAAAAAGGCACAUAAAGGAUAUAUCAAGUAACACCGAUGAUGAUACCAUUUAUAAUGAAGUAUUAACGGCUCUUAUAGAAGAAGACACAGGAAGAAAUGAUUUAAUUGAGGACAGCUUAAGUUACAUGAAAGAGAAAAUAAAUGAAGCGGAGAAGAGUUGUUUUGUAGUAGCUAUGAUGAUGGCUAAAGAAUUAAUUGAUGAAGAAAAAAAAAAUAUGACAUGA